GCAUGCGUACUAGCUGGUUUAAUAACUUUGAAUCUCUUACUAACUGGAAGUUAACCAAUCAAUACUAGGGUCUUACUAUUCAGAGCAAUGGUUGACUUUUCCUUUCCAGAAUUCUUUGAAGACUUAUUUUCUACAUCUUCAGAUGAAUAUUUUACCGCUGACGAAAAAUGCUUUCUUCUUUCAUAUAGAGAUAAAGCUAAUAACAUGAGAGAUACUACUUUUGGUGUCAUAUUGCAUCAUAUGUUUUUUAAUGUUAUAUAUAAUAAAGUCGAUACCAUUGAUAUUGUCCUAAAAAUGAUCAAGGAACUUAAAUUGGAUCUUUGGACUAUGUUCCAGAAUAAAGUUCCAUGGGGAGGCGACUUUUCUAGUGGUAGUCUCCGAAGUAAUCACGAAGCAUUCAUCAGAAUAACAGAAGCAGGAGCCUCUAACAGAACAACAAUAGAACACCACUAUAAUUGGGUCAACUUUAAAUUGAUUUUUGAUAAUAAAAAAGACUACGAGACGUGGGUGAAAAGUUUGUAUGAUAUGUCUAAAAAUCCUCUCAACUUCCGUGCAAUUCAGGUUCUGGAUCUUUAUACUCGUAUGUAUGUCCGUAAAACUGAAUUUUAUGAAACGGCCGUGCGAGUACUCUGGAGCUCUAUCCCAGAUGCCCUUCUGACCAAGACCGAUAUUUUUAGGCUUUUUGAGGGGAUCAAUCCUAGAUACUAUCAGAAGAUAAAUGACAUAUGGCAAUGGUACUGCAAUCUAGUAAAUUAUGAGGAAACUUCUGAUAAGCGUCCAAGAUCUCUGAAGCACCUUUCAAGAUACUUCAUCAGAAGCAGAUUAAAAGGCAACUUUAAGUUGCCCGAAGGAGUAGAAGAACUGGGCGUUCCCGAACAAGUCCAGAAGUAUUUACUUCUGAAAGAUUUCUACAAGAUAUAUUGAAUACUUUAACUUGGAAUCAUUUUUUCAAAGUAUUUUAUAAAAGAUAUGAAGGACUAAUCUCGAAAGGAUUUGAAUGUUUGAAUUAUUAUUUCCAUGUGUUAUUGUUUCCUAUAUACACAGUCUUCUUUGUGCUAUGAGUUUCACUGUUGUACGUGAAAUAUUUUUUCAUCAUGUUAAUAAACAGUGUGCGAUUGGU
Messenger RNA from Parasteatoda tepidariorum (common house spider), 1120 nucleotides. RefSeq lists its product as uncharacterized. NCBI's taxonomy places the organism in Eukaryota, Metazoa, Arthropoda, Arachnida, Araneae, Theridiidae. Gene Ontology annotation, biological process: intracellular signal transduction. The record is from RefSeq and is a predicted model, not a curated record.